CUACGAAAUUAUAUCUAGGAAAAAAGGAGUUGGUAAGAGUUCAUAAGCUGCGGUUCCUCACCUAGUUUGAACUUAUUACAGCCAUGAUUGUUGUUUCUUAUUUUUGUAAUUUUCACAGUACUUCGAGAGAAACUUUUAAAGUUAUGCUUUUCACAGUUUUAAUACCAUGCUGAAUAUGCUAUUUAAAUUUAGCCAAACUUUUUUGUUUUGUUUUAGAUGAAUAAAAAAUUCUACGUGCUAUUGUUAUCCUAAAAGAAGCGCUAUGUGCUAUGACUGACGCAACGGAAAGUAACUUGGAGAAAUGCAUGGAGAAUCCUUGCAAUUGUAGUACGAGCAGCGCCAAGGAACAUAAAAGCGAAAGAAAGAUAAACAGGGUAAAAUGCCAACUAUGCGCUCUUGAUUUCCGUAAUAUCGAAGAUUUUCAACUUCACCAAAAAGAAAGUCAUGCAGAGACGAUUGCUAACGAUGAAAAAAAGAAAUGCGAGAGAAAUGAGAAGGAUUUCGGUGAUCUUAAAGCCAAUUUGAAAAAGAGUUAUCGCUGCGAAAGCAUGGUUAAAAACACUGGAGGUGUUGCAGUGAGAGGUUCACGAUACAGCUAUCCAUGUCCUUGUUGUGAGGAAAGCCUUGAUACGCAAAGAAGUUUGGGUCUGCACAUCAACGCUAAACAUAAUGGCGAACACCACUACGCGUGUGACACGUGCGGUAAAAAGUUCCUAACGCCGUUAAGAAUGAAUGAUCACGCGAGGAAGGUACAUGUUACAUCGAGAAAGUUUUUAUGCGAACCUUGCAACAAAGGUUUUAAAGACUUGCACGCUUUGAACAGACAUUUAAAAUGUUUUCAUACUGACGAGCGUAAGCACAUGUGCACUGUUUGCGGUUCGUUAUUUAAGAUGAAGUAUAGCUUGCAAGGUCACCUGCGUAACAUACACGGUGUAGGAGAACAGUCGUAUGAUUGCGACGUAUGUAAAAAGGUGUUCAUGUCGAAACUGAAUUUAGAUAGACAUAAAAAGCACGUGCAUGUAGAUGUUCCAAAAUUUUUUGGAUGUUGUGAAAUUUGUCAUAAAACGUUUGCUUCGGCUCAUAAUUUAAAAAACCAUAUCGAAGGCGUGCACAGCACGGAAAGAAAGUUUAAAUGCGAUAUAUGUGGUGCAACCUUCAAACGCAAACACCAAGUUGGCGAUCAUUUCAGAAACGUUCAUACGAAUGAUCGUAGAUACCCAUGUCCUUACGACAAUUGCGAUAAAGCUUAUAAGAAGGGCUCACAUUUGAAGUCGCAUAUUAAAAGCGCGCAUGGUGUAGAAUGUACAAGAGAGAUUAUUAAUAAAGCUUUUAUGAAAUAUAAACAACAAUGCGUAGAAGAAUCUAAGAGUGCCAAAAUGCCGGAAGACGAAGGAGUUAUUGUUUCAAUCAGUGAUCAUAACGCGGUCUUGAUUACUAACGACGAAGUUAAUCCCUCGGAUGGUCAAAACGUCCUCGUAUUAUCCACCAAUGAAAAAUCGUCAAAUAGCGCUACCCAGGAUGCAUUGCGAGCGAUCAGUAAUUUUAUUAGCGAAAACCAAGAUGGGGAGAAUGGGGUUCCGACAGAAGUCUACAUUGCUGUACAACAUGCUCCUGAGCAGCGUGAUUUAUCAUAUGAUGUGGUAAAAAAUAAACAAAUUACCUUGUCGCAAAAUGUACCGUUUGCUAGCGCCCAGACCUUAGUCGGUAGCAAUAUAAUGAUAGCAUCAGUUGUACACGUUGAUGGCAAAUAAAAUUAGUAAUUUCA
Messenger RNA from Hydractinia symbiolongicarpus, 1765 nucleotides. Its product is annotated as zinc finger protein 17-like. The coding region runs from base 270 to 1751 and encodes 493 amino acids. The record is from RefSeq and is a predicted model, not a curated record. Gene Ontology annotation, cellular component: nucleus. The transcript has a single exon. Gene Ontology annotation, biological process: regulation of transcription by RNA polymerase II. NCBI's taxonomy places the organism in Eukaryota, Metazoa, Cnidaria, Hydrozoa, Anthoathecata, Hydractiniidae.